Messenger RNA from Zychaea mexicana, 329 nucleotides. RefSeq lists its product as uncharacterized. The transcript has a single exon. Lineage: Eukaryota; Fungi; Mucoromycota; Mucoromycetes; Mucorales; Lichtheimiaceae. The annotation marks the transcript as partial. The record is from RefSeq and is a predicted model, not a curated record.
CCAUGCGGAGCUGUACCCUCCGAUGGUAUCGGCGCUUGUUUGUGAGUGGGGCCGUGCACGGCACCGUGUCAAGCGAAAACAAAGACACGAAUGCGAAUGAGCAAGUAGAUUCACGGAAGAAAUGCUUUUCUGCGAGCAAUAAGAUGACGGAAAUAGACGUGACUGACAAGGUAGACAAUUCACCAUCAGUGAACAUUCAAAACACCAUCCACCCAACAGCCAGUUUACAUUCCUUCACCCAACAAGACAAACAGCGUGUGUAUAUAGCGUAGUUCACAGACAAAUCCACAGUACUUUAAUAUUGUCUUUUGACUGUGUGUGUUGUACGU